Messenger RNA from Geodia barretti, 256 nucleotides. The record is from the annotation of a GenBank genome assembly. NCBI's taxonomy places the organism in Eukaryota, Metazoa, Porifera, Demospongiae, Tetractinellida, Geodiidae.
AUGAGUACUCACGCCACCGCACAUCGUCCGUUUCUUGCGUAUCGACCUUCCCGGGUCCAGGAUACCGGCCUAGUCAUGGAGAAGCUGGUUACGAGUCUUCACGAUAUUCUGGAUCCCGAGCCGAAACCGACCAGCCAAACGCCGCCUAUAACCACCGAGAUUUGUCGGCUAAAAACGUUCUCUUGACAGAGGGGCUGGUGGCCAAGAUAGCGGACCUGGCAUGGCUCGCAUUGUGCCAGACUACAGGCUGCAGUUA